Dryobates pubescens (Downy woodpecker) is the source of this 796-nucleotide messenger RNA. It is a transcript of the gene NXPH3, whose product is annotated as neurexophilin 3. The transcript has 2 exons. The coding region runs from base 5 to 796 and encodes 263 amino acids. Lineage: Eukaryota; Metazoa; Chordata; Aves; Piciformes; Picidae. Gene Ontology annotation, molecular function: signaling receptor binding. The record is from RefSeq and is a predicted model, not a curated record.
GAAGAUGAAUCUGCCUCGGAGCUGCAUCGUCCUCCUGCUCCAGGGGAGCAUCUCGCUGCUGGUCAUCUGUGGCCAAGAAGAGGCAGGGAAAGGUGUGGAGCAAAGGGAGCCCAAGAGCCAGGAGAGAGCUGGAGCACAGAAGGCCAGAGGGCUGCCCUCUCUCAGGUCCCUCUUCACCCCAAGCCUAGCCCAGAACCUGACCCUCCUGGAGCUGGUGAGCUCCAGCUCGCGGGAGCUAUGGGACCUCCUGGACCACCUGUCCCAGAGGGAUCCCCCUCUGCAGCCCAGAGGACAGAGGGACUUGGGGCUGGCUUCGGGCAAGCUGAGGAAGGUCUUUGGCUGGGGAGAUUUCUACUCCAACAUCAAGACAGUGAAGCUGAACCUGCUGAUCACCGGCAAGGUGGUCGACCACGGCAACGGCACCGUCAACGUCUUCUUCCGCCACAACUCCACCGGGCAGGGCAACAUCUCGGUCAGCCUCGUCCCCCCGACCAAGGCAGUGGAGUUUGACCUGGAGCAGCAGAUCUUCAUUGAGGCCAAAGAGUCCAAGAUCUUCAACUGCAGGGUGGAGCACGAGAAGGUCGACCGGGCCAAGAAGACCACGCUCUGCACCUACGACCCCUCCAAGACCUGCUACCACGAGCACACCCAGAGCCACGUCUCCUGGGUCUGCUCCAAGCCUUUCAAAGUCAUCUGCAUCUACAUCACCUUCUACAGCACAGACUACAGGCUGGUGCAGAAAGUGUGCCCUGACUACAACUACCACAGCGAUGUCCCUUACUACCCCUCGGGAUGA